AACCAUCCAAAAAUUUGUUCAUCCUGUACACAAAAGUACACGAUCCUUGUUAAGUGUUAACCAUCCCCGAACAAAACACAAAAGCACCUGGAAAGAGGCCGGACACUACUCUGUCUUCUUCGACGGCUGACUAUGUCCUUAUCUGCUGCUCUUUCACCGCCGUCACUCUUCUCCAUUCCUCAAUCUCAACCGCCAUUUCCAACCUCUCGAACCUCGCUUCUCUCCCAUCCCUUCCAAAUUUCUCACACGCUCCUCCGGGCUUCCCGAAGAACCUCCAAUUUCUCUCAGGGAGUUGAUAAUUUGGUGGACGAUCGGCGCAAUUGGAACCGCUCAAUUGGCUCCGACUUCGACUUAAUCGGUGGAGAGGAGGAGGAGGACGACGACGACGAAGAUGAAGAUGAGGAAGAGGAUAGAAGUUUGGAUCUAUUGGUUCGGUUCGUUGAGAAUGUUUUCAGGAAAGUAUCGAGGCGAGCCCGGAAGGCUGUGAGAUCGGUUCUUCCUCAAUCUAUCCCUACUAAAUUGGUGGGAUUUUCUGUUAAUGGGGUGCUAAUGCUGGCCUUUUUGUGGGUCUUGAAGGCAUUUCUUGAGGUGAUAUGCACACUUGGAACUGCAGUGUUUCUGAGCAUACUCAUCAUUCGUGGAGUGUGGACUGGCAUCUUAUAUCUGCAAGAUACCCGCACCCACAGACUCGAUCAACUUGAUGAUGAUCAGCACCGUGCCUGGACUGGUGCACAACCUGUCUCUUAUACACAUCUAGAUGUGUAUAAGAGACAGACAAUAGAGUGUUUAGAGGUAGGGAUAGGGACCCUUGUGAGGUUUGGUCCUUAG
Molecule: messenger RNA, 828 nt
Organism: Benincasa hispida (wax gourd)
Lineage: Eukaryota; Viridiplantae; Streptophyta; Magnoliopsida; Cucurbitales; Cucurbitaceae
Product: ATP phosphoribosyltransferase regulatory subunit
Biological process (GO): regulation of abscisic acid-activated signaling pathway; negative regulation of photomorphogenesis
Source: RefSeq, a predicted model, not a curated record